Lodderomyces margitis is the source of this 1812-nucleotide messenger RNA. It is a transcript of the gene ZCF23, whose product is annotated as Zcf23p. NCBI's taxonomy places the organism in Eukaryota, Fungi, Ascomycota, Pichiomycetes, Serinales, Debaryomycetaceae. Gene Ontology annotation, cellular component: nucleus. Gene Ontology annotation, molecular function: RNA polymerase II transcription regulatory region sequence-specific DNA binding; zinc ion binding; DNA-binding transcription factor activity, RNA polymerase II-specific. The transcript has a single exon. The coding region runs from base 1 to 1812 and encodes 603 amino acids. Gene Ontology annotation, biological process: regulation of DNA-templated transcription; cellular response to starvation. The record is from RefSeq and is a predicted model, not a curated record.
AUGACAAAGAAAUUAACCCCACAAGAGAAACAAAACCGCAAGCCAGCAUCAAGGGCUUGCACUUUCUGUCAUGGAAAGCAUUUGCAAUGUUCAAACGAGCGGCCUUGUAAAAAUUGUGUCAAGAGGAAUAUAGCAUCAGAGUGUCACGAUAUUGUCCGGAAAAGGGUUAAAUACUUGUCGGCAUCUUCAAAAUCGUCGCCAAAAAAGAAGUCACACCUGUCUUCUGUAUUAUCGACUCCCAACAGCUCAUUCAGUACAUCACCAGCAUCUAUGGUAAACGAGGGCUUCAAAAUGCAACAAACCCAAAGCUCAAAACAUGCGAUUAAUGGACACCUACCAACUAGUGUGCCAACCCCAAUGCCAGUGCAACAAAAGCAAGAAGCCUUAAACCUCCCAAUAGAGGAUCCGAAUAUUAAUCAAAUCAAGGAGAUACUAGAUACUCCUCCGUGUGGCGUGCCGCGAGAUGGAUCGGAUUUCAACAAUGAAUCAAUAGAUCUAAAUAGGACCAACCUGUUGGAAACUGAUCCGUUGUUUCAUACAAAUACCAUGCUAAAUACUACCACGGAUGUUAUAAACAAACUACUUACUGAUCAUUACGAGAUUGACAGUUUAAGCCAACAGUCGAUGGACCCGAUAUCUGAAAUAUCAGGCGCUCCUCAACCCAUCAAUUUAAAUCACAGAAACAACCAAUUUAGCUCCAACUAUCUUAAUGAGGAGUACCUUAUGCUAGGAGACAUUCUAUUAAACUCAAAACCAGCCUCGCCAACCCCUUCAAACACAAGUGCAUCAGAGUACACUAAUGGGCCUACGCCAUCUUUUAUACAAAAUAUCGACUUUGAUAAUAUCAAUGAAUCAAAGAAGAAGGUGGUACAGAAGUUGCGAGAUUCUCGUCCCUUUAUUUCGUUGGGAUACCCGACAGACUCAAGUAUGAGUUUGGAUAAUUUGAACAACAUGGCACAUCAAACUGAUAAUCUUUUGGACAACAAUGUGAGUUCUAGAGGAAGCACCAGUAAACAAACCACAGCUUUCAAUUCUAAUCCAAUUGUGAAUUUUAAAACAAAGUAUCGCACUGACUAUGUUUCGCCCUUGGCAACCCACAAAAUUUACAAGACAGUGUCUGACAUUUACAACAAGGACGUGAUAAAUUUCGAGUACCCCAAUUCCUACCAUGCACUAACUCAUUUUCUCAAGACGAGGUUUCAGGGCAAUGGUUUAGACCCAGAGGAGAAGCAGCGCAAGAGACAAAACUUGCUCAUCAUUUUGAAAUUGAUUGCAAGUUAUAGACCCACGUUUAUUAGCGCACACAAGUCCCUAUUGAAACCACAAGACCUCCUUCUUUUAGAAAUGAGUUUCCAAAGAUGCUUGAUUGACUACGAGAAAUUGAGUCAAUUGAACUCCUCGCCCACCAUUAUAUGGCGUCGAACUGGAGAAAUAGUGAGUAUAACCGAUGAUUUGCUAAGUCUACUUGGUUAUAAACUACUGGAUAUAUUAUCAAAGCGUACUUUCAUCAUGGAAAUGAUGCACGAUGACGAAUCCGUGGUCAAGUAUUUUCAACUAUUUAAAUCUGUGGCGGUGGGAAACCUACAUUCAAGUAUCAGUACUAAAAUAAAGCUCACCAAAAAGGAACCGUAUGUCAAUAAUGCAGCCACUGUGAACACCGAUGGUCAAUUGCAAAAUAAUGUAGGCACUAGCAACUACAUCGAGUUUUGCUCUGUUUGGACGGUCAAGAGAGACCUAUUUGAUAUACCAAUGUUGAUAAUUGGCCAAUUUUUGCCAAUUCUUCCUGCUGGUGAUGGUGUACGAAUGUACUGA